AUGCUUUUCGGCGCGCAGUACGACGAUGAUGGCGGUACAGACCACAGCGAGAGCUCGACGACACCUCCGCAAUCGUUGCGUAAGAAGAAGCCUGUUGGUUCUACCCUUAAAGUUGCUACUGGACCGAAUAGUCCCAUUCGAUCGUUUGGAUCAACCAAGUCGUCAUUCGAUUCUACCGCUUCUUACUUGUUGGCUAAUCCCCAUAAUAGCACUCGCAACUAUAACUACACGGGCUUUGUCGACAGUCGUAUGACUGGAACUACCAAUGGAAUUACCGCAGUGAACACACCGACAUUGCUGCCGAAGACUCGACGACGCAACAUGAAGAAGAAGAUUGAUCGGUUUCCGAAGCUUAAGCGGCCGAUAGACCGUCGGUGUAUGUACCCGAAUGUCUGGAAGCAGCUGCAAUUUCGAAAGAAGAUUGUACAGCUUGCCACUAAUGUUAGCGAAAAGCCUAUAUGUGUUACUGGUGUUGACGGGUUUCUGGCUUCCUGGAUUGUAUGUGAACUACUUACUCGCGGCUACCGCGUUCGUGGUACAGUACAAAAUGGUAAAGACAACAUUGCAGGCUUGCUGCAGCUCUCUAAUGCUCAAAAGAAUUUCACGGUUGUUGAAACGUCGCUUUUAACGCCUGAGGCUUGUGAUAUGGCUGUCCAAGGAUGUGAUUUUGUUAUUCACACAGGAACGCCAUCGUCUUGUUCGGUGCGAGAUCCGCUUUCGGAGCUGCAGGAACCAGGGGUACAUAGUAUCGGUAGCCGUAUGCACUGUAUUAUCCCUAUGAUGACAAAUUUUAUCCAGGCUUGCGCACGAGCGCGAGUUAAACGUGUAGUGCUUACCUCGUCCAUUGCUGCUAUGGCCGAUUCCGUGACACCACAUUCGAUCAUUAACGAUGCGUGUUGGAAUGUUACUUCCACACUGGAAAAAAAUCCACAUUUUUUGAGUUUAAAGCUAGCAGAGGAAGCAGCAUGGCAGCUUGUGGAUCAACUACCGAGUGAUCGUCGUAUCGAUUUAGUGACAAUUAAUCCGGGUAUGUUGUUUGGACCGAUGCUAUUAAGAUCAAAGCUUGCACCUGGUAACCAAGUCAUUUUCGAUCUGAUUACGGGCCAAUACUCCGCGUUAGUUGAUUUGAAUUGGAGCAUGGUUGACGUUCGGGACUGUGCUGCUGCGCAUAUCGCAGCUUUGGAGAAUAAUGAUGCACGAGGGCGAUACAUUUGCGUGAAUAGGAGCGUAUGGAUGAAAGAAAUUGUUGAGAUACUAUCAAAAAAUGGAUACAGUGGCCGUGAUUUACCCUGGAAGGUGGGUCUUCCUCAUUGGGUUGGACGUUUGCCAGCCUAUUCAGUUCAGCUUGGCCAAGUUGGUGCGUCACUGUAUGCAUGUGACCCUACCUCUAUCCGCUCUUCGCCAUAUCUUGGCGAUAAGCUAGUGGAGCAUUUGAACAUUCGCUUUCGUCCUGUCCACUCAACUUUCGUAGAAUCAGCAAACGAUUUGUUAAAAUGGGGACUUAUCAAGCCGUGGGCUGAAGAUCACGAAGCGCUUGAAUGCGGAUGCUGUCAUCAUGCGUUUACGUUCUAUCGAAGAAAACAUCAUUGCCGGGAAUGUGGUGUCAUUAUUUGCAAUGACUGUUCAAUGUCCCGAGCGGUUGUGGAGGGUAGUUUGAAAGCUCGCGCGCGUUUAUGUGAUAAAUGUGUCACGGAUUCGAUUCCAGACUUGCUGAAGUUGCUCAAGCAAGAAGACCCAGACAAGAAGAUGAAAGCGGUGAUUGCAUUGGAGUCGUUGAUGGAAAACCCACUCAAUCAUGAUUACGUCACUCGAUUUGGCGGUACCUUGCUGUUAAUGGAUGCAAUUCAUCAUUCUGAUGAAUUGAUAUCAUCGCACGCUGCUGGUGCGUUAUGUGCCUUGUCGUGUAGCGUAGCAAGUACACUUCAGAUGGUGCUUGAAGGGGUUGUCUUGCAGAUGCUUGAGGUUGAGGAAACGCUUAGUACUUGGGAAAUAUGCUUACAAGCACUUCGAAACAUCUGGAAACAAAUUUGUCGGCAAGACUUUCGGCGAAUGCUUUAUGCUGUAGCACGUGUAUCUGCUGACAAAAAUAUUGGCGAACUUCGGGGUAACAUUUUACUGACAUUUGUUCACAUGAUGGACCCUGGUGAAGUUACAACUCUUUUACCGGAGGGACUUCUUUCGGUGCUGUCCCACAUGCUCCAGUCAACAAAUGAAUUUUCGCGUUGCGCUGCAGCGCACGCAAUAAAGCAUUUGGUACCUACAGGAUACGAUCCAGAUGUGGCCAUCAGUGUUCCUCCAUAUGUUGUGGAUGACCACGAAGAAUUGUUUUUGAAUUCGUCCCUAUCCGAUCUCCAGUUUCUUGUCAAGGGGCACAUUGCGCCAAUAAAUGCACACAAGGUUGUCCUCUUCUUUCGCAACUCGUACUUCAAGAACAUGGUGAAAUUUGGCUCGACAACAAAUCAAACCGCAGUUAUUGAAGUCGACAACUGCCGGUAUGAAGUUUUCUCAAUAUUGCUGCGCUUUUUGUACACUGGCAAAGUUGAUAUCACAGCGGAUGUGGCUGAAGAAUUACUACGAGCCUCAUCAUUUUACUGUGUGUACGAACUCCAGAAGCGAACAGAAGCGUUUUUGAGCGGCCAGAUUUGUGUAGAGAAUGUGGUUGACCUGCUGACGCUGUCCGAAGAAUGCAACGCAGACGAUCUCAAGAAGAAUUGCGUGCCGUUUUUGAUGCGACACAUUCAUGAGGUCGUGCGACUGCCUGCAUUUGAAGAGCACCGUGUACGCUCGAGCGAGGAGGUGCUGAAGGCUUUGACAAACAUGCUUGGACACGAGUGGGAGACAAGUUAUGCAAAAAUUAAAAACUUGAGCGGGAUUAAGGAGAGUGAUAAAGCAGAAGAUGAGCUCGGUGAGCAGGGUAAGCUGGACAAAGAAAAUGGUUCAUUCAACAAGCACCAGGUCAACAAACGUGAAGAUGUACCGUUGUCGCCACGCGUUUUGCUCUCCCCAGUGCCCAAUUAUAAUAUUCCAGAAAAAAAUGCGUGGGCUUUUGCAACGGAAUCUUCGGUACUGAGUACAGUUGUCAAGGACAAGUCGACCGAGACUUUACAUUAUUUGAAAACAUUCACGAGUGAGGAGAUGCUGUUUCGGCGCUCUCGCAACUAUUCAGACGACUUUGCUGAAGGCUUGACGGAAGAGGAACAUCGGGCGCUAGAAACUACAAACUGGAUCCUUGUCGUUCUCCGCGGUUUGGACCCGACUGGAUUUUCAUACAUGGCGGCUGCAAUUUGUGCAACCGAUUUGCAGACUAAUGGAAUUUAUCGGCGAGAUCAACGACGGAAACUUGACGAUACAUUGGGGUGGGGUAGACGGUAG
Messenger RNA from Plasmopara halstedii, 3372 nucleotides. RefSeq names its product nad-dependent epimerase dehydratase. Bases 1 to 3372 code for a protein of 1123 amino acids. The record is from RefSeq and is a predicted model, not a curated record. The transcript is spliced from 8 exons. Gene Ontology annotation, molecular function: protein binding; metal ion binding. Lineage: Eukaryota; Oomycota; Peronosporomycetes; Peronosporales; Peronosporaceae.